This is a messenger RNA of Trypanosoma rangeli, 567 nucleotides long. Its product is annotated as large subunit ribosomal protein L31e. Gene Ontology annotation, cellular component: cytosolic large ribosomal subunit; ribosome. Bases 1 to 567 code for a protein of 188 amino acids. Gene Ontology annotation, biological process: cytoplasmic translation. The record is from RefSeq and is a predicted model, not a curated record. Gene Ontology annotation, molecular function: structural constituent of ribosome. The transcript has a single exon. NCBI's taxonomy places the organism in Eukaryota, Euglenozoa, Kinetoplastea, Trypanosomatida, Trypanosomatidae.
AUGACACGUGCUGGCUUCAAGGGUAAGGUGCUCGGUAAGGAGCGCAAGCAGGCGCUGCUGGAUGCCCGCAAGAAGGCUGUUGCCUCCCGCAAGGCGCGUGACGACCGCCGCUGGAAGCGCGUGCUGGCGAAGAUGGACUCUGAGAAGCGCAAGAAGUAUCACGGCGUUGGCAACACCGCUGAGCGCUCGCGCGUGCGUGGCUCUACCCGUGCCGCGCUUCGCAAGCAGACCGGCCGCAAGCCUGACAACAUCACUGUGGAGGCAACUAUCCACCUGGCGAAGCUGCUCAAGAAGAAGACCUUCCACAAGCGCGCGCCCAUCGCCAUCAAGCGCAUCAAGGCCUUUGUUGGCAAGCUGAUGAAGACGAAGGACAACCGCAUCGACGCCUCUUUGAACACGUACAUUUGGCACAAGGGCGUGAAGGGUGUUCCUGGCCGUGUUCGCGUGCACGUGGAGCGCAAGUCUGAGACCCCCGAGGGUGGCAAGCGCAAGCACUUCUACACCGUCAUCUCCAACGUUCCUGUCGCCUCCUUCAAGAACCUCACAACGAAGGUGACUGAGCAGUAA